CUCCAGGCAGCGCCAUGGCCGGAAAGGCGGCUGGAAAACCGCCUGAGGAAAUCUUGUUGGACUGGAAACGGGAGCAAGCCUCGUUAAAGGCCCGUGUUGUGGACCUGGACACGGAGGCUUGGCAACGGGACCCCGCCUUCUCAGGCCUGCAGAGGGUCGGGGGCGUGGACGUGUCUUUUGUGAAAGACGACAGUGGCAGCGCCUGCGCCUCCCUGGUGGUGCUCAGCUACCCAGAGCUUGAGGUGCUGUAUGAGGACUGCCGAAUGGUGACCCUGACAGCCCCCUAUGUUUCGGGCUUCCUGGCCUUCCGAGAGUUGCCUUUCCUGGUGGACGCAGUGCAGCAGCUUCGGCAGAGGGAGCCCUGCCUCAUGCCCCAGGUCCUUUUUGUGGAUGGAAAUGGGGUGCUGCACCACCGAGGUUUUGGGGUGGCCUGCCACCUUGGUGUCCUCACAGACCUGCCUUGCAUCGGGGUGGCCAAGAAACUCCUGCAGGUGGACGGGCUCGAGAACAAUGCUCUGCACAAGGAGAAGAUACAGCUCCUAAAGGCUGGAGGAGACUCAUUUCCUCUGAUGGGAGGCUCCGGGACCGUCCUGGGCAGGGCCCUGAGGAGCCAUGACCACAGCACCAAGCCCCUCUAUGUCUCUGUGGGCCACAAGAUAAGCCUGGAGGCAGCUGUGCGCCUGACCCACAGCUGCUGCAAGUUUCGGAUCCCGGAGCCCGUGCGCCAGGCUGACAUCCGCUCCCGAGACUACAUCCGCAGGACCCAGGAAGUCCAAGGGGUCCCUGCCCCGCAGUCGGGGAGGAGCAAGGAGGCACAAAGGUCAAAGGCGUGCCCCCAAGGAGUCUCAGAAGAGCCUGCAGGCCUGCUGGGCAAGCAACUUCUGGUAUGUUCCACAGGCACCUCCAAGGGGACUCCUGCAGGCGGGAAGGCCUGUCCCAGAUUCUGAUCUCCAGUCCUCCCCAGAUGUCCACACUGGGACAUCUUUCUUCUCACCUCCACUUCCACUGCCCACCCAGUCCUGGGACUGAAAAAAUACCUGCUCAUCACAGCCAGGGGUGCACAGGGAGCCCCACCUCACCCCACCCUUCCUAGCAGGCCCUGGGCCAUCUGCCCACUCACCCCAGGCUCUGGGAUAUUGUGGCUUUGGAACUUGCACCUCUGUACCUGCAGCUUCUGACUCCCUUGUGCUGGCAGUGCCCCUCCUGCCUCGGGUCUGUGUCCUGCGACGAUCUAGGCACUUGUUUGAUCCAGUUCGGGGACUGAGUGUGAGGAUCCAUGUGGAGUCCAUGCCGGCGGGGCACAGUCAUUUCCCAGUGAAUGAAGAAUGGAGGGUGUACAGCACCAGCCGGGCUCCACACUGAGGCAUUAGUGAUCAGAGGCAGGGACAGCCUGGGAUCAACCAGGGAUCAAACCCACAGCCCCUGCAUUGGAAUGCAGAGUCUUAACCACUGAACUGCCAGGGACGUCGCCUUUCAUUUUCUUGAUUGCGUCCUUUGAGUGAAGGUUUUAAAAUCUGAUGAAGUUCAGUUUACCUAUUUUUCAUUUGUUGCUUGUGCUUUGGUGUCAUAGCAAUGAAACCAUUGCCUAAUCUGAUGUCACAAAAAUUUCCUCCAAGAGUUUUGUAGUUUCAGCACUUUCAUUUGGAUCUUUGACCCAUUUUGAGGUAACUUUUGCAUACGGAUAUUUUGGUCUUUUGUAAUUCCAUAUGAAUUUUAGAACCAGCUUAUCCAUUUCUGCCCGCCCCCCCCCCCAAAAAGGCAGUUAGAAUUAUGAUAGUGAUCGCGCUGAUCAGUUUGGAGAGCACUGCUGUCUUAACAGUAUUACCUCUUCCAGUCACUGAACUCAGGAUCUUUUCACUUAUUUAUAUCUUCUUUAAUUACUUUUAACAAUGUUUUGUGAUUUUCCUUGAACAUAU
Messenger RNA from Budorcas taxicolor (takin), 1916 nucleotides. RefSeq names its product endonuclease V (gene ENDOV). Bases 15 to 947 code for a protein of 310 amino acids. Gene Ontology annotation, cellular component: cytoplasm; nucleolus. The transcript is spliced from 10 exons. The record is from RefSeq and is a predicted model, not a curated record. Lineage: Eukaryota; Metazoa; Chordata; Mammalia; Artiodactyla; Bovidae. Gene Ontology annotation, biological process: DNA repair. Gene Ontology annotation, molecular function: single-stranded RNA binding; RNA endonuclease activity producing 5'-phosphomonoesters, hydrolytic mechanism.